Molecule: messenger RNA, 2049 nt
Organism: Camellia sinensis
Lineage: Eukaryota; Viridiplantae; Streptophyta; Magnoliopsida; Ericales; Theaceae
Product: Translation elongation factor EF1A/initiation factor IF2gamma family protein
Molecular function (GO): GTP binding; GTPase activity
Source: RefSeq, a predicted model, not a curated record
UAGAGGGCUGCGUAUGUAAAUUAACCCUAUAACUACUAUUCGCUAACGUUACCCUCACGAAUCUCAUCACAAUCAUUCUAUUCUCUCUGUAUUUUCAUCAAAGGAAAAACCCUAGUGCCGGUGCUGAGUCUCACUGCCUCUCAAACAAUGGAUAUCGAGGAGGAUAUCCGGGCUCUGCAGCUUGAUUCAUCUGAAGAUAAUAUGGUUAAUGCAGAUGAUGUGAAGCCGACUCACGAAGUUGAAAUACCCGAUAAGAUGGAAGAAGAUUUGAAGGAUGAGGUCAAUGCAACCACUCAGCCAGUGCCAGUGGAGGCAAAAGGCAUCAUGGAAGUGAAAUCCAAGGAUGUCUCUGCUGCUGAAGAUACUGAAGACGAGAUUGAAGAUAAUAAGAAGCGCCAUUUGAAUGUUGUAUUUAUUGGCCAUGUUGAUGCAGGGAAGUCCACCACUGGAGGGCAGAUACUGUUCCUUAGUGGUCAGGUGGAUGACCGCACAAUCCAAAAAUAUGAGAAAGAAGCAAAGGAUAAAAGUCGACAAAGUUGGUAUAUGGCAUAUAUUAUGGACACUAAUGAAGAGGAGAGAGUUAAGGGUAAAACAGUUGAAGUCGGAAGAGCACAUUGUUUUGAGACAGAAACUUCAAGAUUUACAAUUCUGGAUGCUCCAGGACAUAAAAGUUAUGUGCCGAAUAUGAUCAGUGGGGCAUCUCAAGCGGACAUAGGUGUACUAGUAAUAUCUGCUCGGAAAGGCGAGUUUGAAACUGGAUAUGAAAGAGGUGGACAGACCCGUGAACAUGUACAACUUGCUAAAACUUUAGGUGUCUCUAAGUUGCUUGUUGUUGUAAACAAGAUGGAUGAUCCUACCGUGAACUGGUCAAAAGAGAGGUAUGAUGAAAUUGAAUCGAAGAUGAUACCAUUUCUAAGAUCUUCGGGUUACAACGUGAAGAAAGAUGUUCAGUUUCUGCCUAUAUCUGGACUUGCUGGUGCAAAUAUGAAAACAAGAGUGGACAAAAGUAUUUGUCCAUGGUGGAAUGGUCAAUGUCUUUUUGAAGCUCUUGAUGCUGUUGAAAUUCCCCAACGUGAUCCUAAAGGCCCAUUUAGAUUGCCUAUUAUUGACAAAUUUAAGGAUAUGGGCACCGUUGUCAUGGGCAAAGUAGAAUCUGGCAGUGUGCGCGAGGGUGAUAACUUGUUGGUCAUGCCAAAUAUGGCUCAAGUGAAAGUUCUUGCUGUAUACUGUGAUGAAGAUAAAGUUAGGCGUGCUGGACCUGGUGAGAACCUGAGGGUUAGAUUGUCUGGGAUUGAAGAAGAGGAUAUUGUAUGUGGUUUUGUCUUGUGCGGUGUUGCAAGGCCAAUAGCCGUAGUAUCUGAGUUUGUUGCCCAGUUACAGAUCCUUGAGUUGCUGGAUAAUGCAAUUUUUACUGCUGGUUACAAGGCUGUGUUGCACAUUCAUGCUGUUGUGGAGGAAUGUGAGAUUGUUGAACUGAUGCAACAGAUUGAUCUUAAGACAAAAAAGCCUAUGAGAAAGAAAGUUCUCUUUGUGAAGAAUGGUGCCAUCGUUGUAUGUCGCAUCCAGGUGAAUAAUGUGAUAUGCAUUGAGAAGUUCUCUGACUUUCCACAACUUGGAAGGUUCACUCUUCGUACUGAAGGGAAAACAAUUGCAGUGGGAAAAGUUACUGAUCUUUCUGCCUAGUGUUAGUUCUUAAACAAUUUUGGUGUGAGAGGUAAGUUGAGCCAACGGUACAAAUUUUCGUAUGGAAACAAAUGAAAAGGCCAGCACACGGAGCAUUGCUUGCAACUGAAUCAAAUCAUUGAUUUUUUUAUAUGGCAUUGACAGUGUGCCUUUGUGUUGUAUUAUUACGAGUAGUUGGCUAUUGUUACUUGUGGUGUCUGCAUGUUUUUGUUUUUUUGGAUAGCAAUUCUGAAGUAUUUGGUACGUUUGAUGCUUGCUUGGGGGGGGGUAAAAUUUGAGACGCCAAUCCCCCCAUUUGAAAGUGACUUUAUAGUUGUAAUUUCUGGUUUUUAUAGAUGUGCUUAAUUUAUAACCCUUUUGUUUGUU